AUGGCUUCCCUUGCAGUUCAGUUUCAAGUGUAUCUCCUUUUCCUGGCCCUAGUUCAUCCCCUCUUUGUCGUCGAUGCCAAUUUAAUUCUCCAUCCUUCAGACUUGGAAGCUAUCUCCACACUCUCGAUUGAUUUUGGUUUCCCCAUUCCUCAACUCCAUAUUUCACCUUCAAGAAAUGGAAAUCCCUGCCAUAAAACCGCAGGUAUUCACUGUGAAAGGAGAAACUCCACUGAAUCGCCGCCGAUUCUCCGAGUCACUAGGAUCGUCCUCAACUCUCGAGGGUUCAACGGAUCUCUCUCUCCUUCCAUUGGAUGGUUGUCAGAGCUCAAAGAGCUCUCGUUGUCCAACAACAAACUCGUUGACCAGAUUCCUCUCCAUAUCGUUGACUGCCAGAAGUUAGAAGUCUUAAACCUCCGGAAUAAUCGUUUUUCCGGCGAGGUUCCAUCGGAGGUGUCCUCCCUCGUACGUCUCCGCUCCCUUGAUCUCUCUUCCAAUAGAUUAUCUGGUGACCUGAGCUUCUUAAGGUAUUUUCCCAACCUCGAGAGCCUCUCUCUCGCCGACAAUCUGUUCCGUGGAAGAAUACCAAAUUCACUUCGAUCUUUUCGAAAUCUCCGAUACUUGAACCUUUCUGGAAAUAAUCACCUCCAAGGCCUCGUCCCAGCAAUGAACCAAGUUGGGUAUUCCGUCUCUGCCCGGUUGAAGACUAAAACCAUAACCAAUAGUCUCCCCAAGCGCUACAUAUUGGCCGAGAAUUCCACACAGAGUCAUCAAGUAGGAGGCAUUGUAGUUGUAGUUGCACCAUCACCAUCACCCACUAGUAAAUCUAAAUCCUUCGAUGCUCAAGCCCCAUCUCCUUCAACUUCGUCAGCCCACAAAGAUGGCAAGAGCAAAAGAAAGCUCAAAGGUUGGGUCAUCGGGUUCUUUCCGGGCCUUGCUAUGGGAUUGUUAUCAGGGCUUAUAGUGUCUCUUCUGUUCAAAUUGCUCUUGAGAUGCAUCAAAGGUAGAGGGAAAGACACAGGUCCAGUGAUCUUCAGCCCCUUGAUCAAGGACGCAGAGGCCAUAGCCUUCCUCGAGAAAGAAGACGCUCUGUCUUCCUUGGAGCUCAUUGGACAUGGAGGAUGUGGAGAAGUUUACAAGACUGAGCUUCCAGGAAGCAAUGGCAAGAUCAUUGCCAUCAAGAAGGUUCUUCAGUCUGAACCCCAACAGCCCACUGAUGCAACCGAGCUUGUCGAUGAAGAAAGCAAGUUACUCAGUAAGAAGCUCCGGCAAAUUCGAUCGGAAAUCAAAACCGUCGGCCAAAUCCGUCACCGGAAUCUCCUACCUCUGCUAGCCCAUGUGCCUCGCCCGGACUGCCAUCUACUUGUGUACGAGUACAUGAAGAAUGGGAGCCUACAAGAUGUACUGCGCGAGGUGUCGCAGGGGACAAGGGAAUUAGAAUGGGACGUCCGACACCGAAUCGCCAUGGGAAUCGUUGCGGGGUUGGAAUAUCUACACAUGCACCAUAGCCCACGCAUCAUUCAUAGGGAUCUGAAACCCGGAAACAUACUCUUGGACGACGAAAUGGAGCCCCGGAUAGCAGAUUUCGGGUUGGCCAAGGCCGUACCAGAUGCCAAAACUCACGUGACCACAACUAACUUGGCAGGGACGGUGGGGUAUAUAGCACCGGAGUACCACCAAACUUUGAAGUUCACGGACAAGUGUGAUAUUUAUAGCUUUGGGGUGAUGCUGGCAGUGUUGAUGAUGCGAAAACUACCGUCGGAUGACUUCUUUCAAGAAACGAACGAGAUGAGUUUGGUCAAAUGGCUGAGGAAUGUUUUGACCUCUGAAGAUCCAAGGAGGGCCAUUGAUGAGAAGCUAAUGGGGAAUGGGUACGAGGAGCAAAUGCUACUUGUUCUCAAGAUUGCUUGCUUCUGCACCGUAGACAAUCCCAAGGAUAGGCCUAAUAGCACAGAUGUCCGGUGUAUGCUCUCUCAGAUUAAACCCUAAAGCACAUUUGAAACAGCAUUGCAUGAUCAAUGACUC
Molecule: messenger RNA, 2022 nt
Organism: Telopea speciosissima
Lineage: Eukaryota; Viridiplantae; Streptophyta; Magnoliopsida; Proteales; Proteaceae
Product: leucine-rich repeat receptor-like serine/threonine/tyrosine-protein kinase SOBIR1
Exons: 1
Coding region: 1-1986 (661 amino acids)
Biological process (GO): protein phosphorylation
Molecular function (GO): protein kinase activity; ATP binding; protein binding
Source: RefSeq, a predicted model, not a curated record